UUAUGAAGUCAAUAAAUACUUAGUACAGUAUUACUAAAACUAGCAACUACUAGCGGUACCAGUGUUUACUCUUAUCCGAUUUCUACAAGCAAAUCACCACAAGGGUUCUGCAAAGAUGGCACUAACCCUCCCAAAUCUGUAUGCAAAAGGUGAUGCUUAUGGGACAAAGUAUCUUGAGAUUAAAACAAAGCCAAGUCAAUUGAAUCUUUCUUUUAGUUGUAGAGCAAGGGCAAAGGCAGCUCUAAGUACUCGUUCGACUUCCAUUGAAGUCCCUCGUCAGUGGUACAAUCUAGUUGCAGACCUUCCAAUCAAACCCCCUCCACCUUUGCAUCCCAAGACUUUUGAACCUAUCAAACCUGAGGAUUUAUCUCCUCUUUUCUGUGAUGAGUUGAUUAAGCAGGAGGCAAGCGUCGACCAGUUUAUUGAUAUACCGGAAGAAGUUUUAGAUGUCUACAGCCUUUGGCGCCCAACCCCUUUGAUUAGAGCAAAGAGGUUGGAGAAACUGCUUGAUACACCUGCACGAAUAUAUUACAAGUAUGAAGGCGGUAGCCCAGCAGGGUCGCACAAGCCCAACAGUGCUGUUCCUCAGGGAUGGUACAAUAAAAUGGCAGGUGUUAAAAAUAUAGUCACCGAGACUGGGGCAGGUCAAUGGGGGAGUGCGUUGUCAUUUGCUUGCAGCUUAUUUGAUCUCAAUUGCGAGGUAUGGCAAGUUCGAGCUUCUUUUGAUCAGAAACCUUAUCGUAGAAUGAUGAUGCAAACUUGGGGUGCCAAGGUGCAUCCUUCUCCUUCUGACCUUACAGAGGCGGGUCGGACUAUUCUACAAAUGGAUCCUUCGAGUCCGGGGAGUCUAGGUAUAGCUAUUUCAGAGGCCGUGGAGGUUGCAGCUACGAAUGCUGACACCAAGUAUUGUUUGGGAAGUGUUCUUAAUCAUGUUUUGUUACAUCAGACUGUUAUUGGUGAGGAGUGUAUAAAACAGAUGGAGGAUUUUGGAGAGACUCCAGAUGUGCUAAUCGGUUGUACAGGGGGCGGAUCCAAUUUUGCAGGACUUGCUUUCCCAUUUAUCCGGGAGAAACUUAAGGGGAAAAUUAAUCCUUUAAUUAGAGCGGUUGAACCUGCAGCUUGCCCCUCGUUGACAAAAGGUGUAUAUGCUUAUGAUUAUGGAGACACAGCAGGCAUGACUCCUUUAAUGAAAAUGCAUACACUUGGUCAUGACUUCAUACCGGACCCAAUUCAUGCCGGGGGUCUCCGCUACCAUGGCAUGGCGCCAUUGAUAUCACACGUCUAUGAGUUGGGAUUCAUGGAAGCAGUAGCAAUUCCUCAGACUGAAUGCUUCAAAGGUGCUAUUCAGUUUGCGAGGUCUGAGGGGUUAAUACCGGCACCAGAACCGACUCAUGCAAUAGCUGCCACUAUUAGGGAAGCUCUGAGAUGUAAAGAGACAGGAGAAUCAAAAGUUAUACUCAUGGCAAUGUGUGGACAUGGCCAUUUUGAUUUAUCAUCUUAUGACAAGUAUUUACAGGGUAGUUUAGUUGAUUUGACAUUUUCAGAAGAGAAAAUAAAAGCCUCACUCGCCAGAAUACCUGUGACCUAAGCUGAUCCAACUCGAGGAGAUAAUGAAAGUAGGACGUAUGUAGAGAGGAGCUUACAGAUUUGGAAGGGCCAUUUUUUUUUUUUUUUUUCAUUGUUGCAUCUGUUGUUGAAUAUUCAUGUACUUCUCUAUUAUGCUAAAACUAGGAUCUUUCACCUGCAUUUCGCGCAUUAUGUAUCUAUGUUAUACUAUGCGUGUUCAAUAAAUUGUGUACUAGUGGAGCUGCUAUUCCCGAAGUACUUGCUAUUGUAAGAACAAUAUAACCUUCUGAUUGGAGUUUAGUUAUGAUUUCUUUCUACAAUAAUAUUUUCCCAGUUCUACCAA
Messenger RNA from Lycium ferocissimum, 1909 nucleotides. RefSeq lists its product as uncharacterized. The record is from RefSeq and is a predicted model, not a curated record. Gene Ontology annotation, molecular function: pyridoxal phosphate binding; L-serine hydro-lyase (adding indole, L-tryptophan-forming) activity; tryptophan synthase activity. Gene Ontology annotation, biological process: L-tryptophan biosynthetic process. The coding region runs from base 116 to 1588 and encodes 490 amino acids. NCBI's taxonomy places the organism in Eukaryota, Viridiplantae, Streptophyta, Magnoliopsida, Solanales, Solanaceae. The transcript has 6 exons.